Messenger RNA from Bursaphelenchus okinawaensis, 1750 nucleotides. Lineage: Eukaryota; Metazoa; Nematoda; Chromadorea; Rhabditida; Aphelenchoididae. The record is from the annotation of a GenBank genome assembly.
AUGAAGAGUUUGGGGUAGGAUUAAGUUAUACUGUAACUGUUACAGUAUAACAAAUGGUUUAAAAUGGGCGUUUUAAGACUAAAUAUUAAAAUUAGAUAGUUGAAGCUAAAGAAUUAAAAUUCCGAGUAUAAAAUUUCAAAUUUAAGCCCACUAAUACACUGUCGUCAACAACUAUACCGUCAUGAUUACGAGAAUUGGCUGGUCGCCGCCUUAUUACCAUCAAAACACCAAGCUUCAUUCAUGUCAAUAUUGGCUUUGAAUGUUGAAAUUUCAUUGAUUCGAGGCAAAAUUCGACAGAAUUCUGGACUCGAUGGUAUCAAUCAGCUUAGUUUUUGGAAGGACGCUUUGAAGACAUUGGCUGGGGAGAAGAAGGGGCCUAUACCACGGUGAGAUAGCAUUCGAAAUAGGGGUUUUUACUCGAAAAAUUUGUUUUUCACAGUGAAAAAGGUUUUUUUGGCUAGAAAACACUUAAAAACUACCUAAAAUAAACUAAUUUUAAACAUUUUAGUCAGCCAACAAUCAAAGCCCUUCAAAAAGCGGUGGAAAUCACGCCAACUUCACUAAAGCUGGCCGAAAACUUGGUCACAGCAAGACAACAAACUCUCGGAGAUCGACCAUUCAAAGAUGUGGCUACUCUCGAAGAGAAUUCGAAACUUUUACAUUCAUCCAUAAUUCAAUUAUUGGCUACAGAACUCGAUAAUUCACAUAAUGAAGCUGUGGAGCAGGCCGCUAACUUCAUGGGGACGGCGCUUGGGAUCACAACUUUAUUGAGGUGGGUUAAUAUUGUGGGCUGUUUUUAUAGUUUUGGGGUGAAAUAAUGUUUGAACUUGAUGUGGGAUAGGUUUUUGCUUUGAAUUUUGUUAAAAUUUUAAAGUUACGUUGAUUUAUAUGGCAGAAAACAUGAAUUUCAACCAAAAUUUGGCUGUUUCAGUCCGUUUUCGAAAGUUCUUGGACGUUUUUUGAAAUAAUUUUAUAAGAUAAACAUAGAACAGAGUCUUCGCUUUCAUAUUAUUAAAAAUUUUCAAAGAAAAAACUAAAAAGGAACGAUGAAACACGUUAAAAUCAGUAAAGAACAGCCAAAAAACGCCUUUCGCUCUACUCUUUCUCCGAUUUCGAAAGGCCAAAAAGAAAACAAAGGAAACGUGGUGUGUGCCCGGUUAGCUCAGUCGGUAGAGCACCAGACUCUUAAUCUGGCUGUCGCGGGUUCGAGCCCCGCAUCGGGCUAAGGAAUUUUUUGCUGUUUUUUGUUAAAUUUUGAUGAUUUUUUGAAUUUUUAAGUGAAUGUAAGGAAAUUUUAAACAUUUUGGGGGUUUAAAAAGUUGUUCAUUUUGCUUGGAAUGGGUAAAAAGUUUAAAAUUUUCAAAAAAUUUGUUUAAAAAUCGAAAAAAUUGGUUUCAGAGCCACCGUUCCGUUACUAAAAGAAGGCGUAGUGAUGCUACCAAAAGACCUAAUGCAAAUACAUGGCCUCACCAGCGACAAAGUCUACACAAACAGGAAUCCAGAAGCCCUAAAGGCAUUGGUUAAAGACCUAUAUCAACUGGCGGAUCAAAAUCAAAAAAGUGCGAGAAAGCUGGCGGUCGAUAUUAAGGACGCCCAAAAACCGGCCUUCCUGGCAGCUGGCCUAAAAGUUGAUCAUGCUUUGAAGUGUGUGACACGAGCCAACUAUAGUUUGUUCACUCACGAACUUCAGAAGCACAGUCCGUUUGCCGCUUCGAUCUUGUGGUGGAGGUACAAGUGGAGCGGGUUUUAG